Camellia sinensis is the source of this 747-nucleotide messenger RNA. RefSeq names its product Ribosomal protein S21 family protein (gene GHS1). The record is from RefSeq and is a predicted model, not a curated record. Gene Ontology annotation, biological process: translation. Lineage: Eukaryota; Viridiplantae; Streptophyta; Magnoliopsida; Ericales; Theaceae. Gene Ontology annotation, molecular function: structural constituent of ribosome. Gene Ontology annotation, cellular component: ribosome.
GAGAGACGAAAAAGCCAAACAGACCCUAAGCCAAUCCACCCAUAGCAACAUCCAUGGCUUCCACAUCCAUCUCCAAUUUCAUCUCCUUUUUCACACCACCAAAACCACCACCACCCAAAACCCCUCUUCUCCUCCCCUCUCUCUCCUCUUCUUCGUCAGAAAACAGAGCUGGGUUUGUUCCACUAGUCGCGUCCAAUGAGGGCUACAAUCCCUUAUCAUCGUCUUCUUCCAGUGAUGUCCUGAACGUUUUGUACCCAUCUGUAGCCUAUGCCAACACGCUCUUUUUCAGAUCGGCCUACAACGUUCAGGUCAUUGUUGACGAUAAUGAAACCGAAGAGAAGCUUCUGGGUCGGUUCCGGAGAGAGGUGAUGAGGGCUGGCGUCAUCCAAGAAUGCAAACGAAGGAAGUUCUUUGAGAACAAGCAGGACGAGAAGAAGCGCAAGUCCCGUGAGGCCGCCAAGCGCAAUCGUCGAAGACGCCCCCAGGCUAGAGGUUCAUUUCAGGACAAGGAGGAAGCCUCCAAGAGCAAGAAGGAAGGAGAGAGUGAUGAAGACAAUUGGGAGCUUCCUGAAGGAAACCUUCCCUAUUGACAUCGUUUUGUUCUACUUUUCCUUAGGAAUCUGCUCUUUUGCUCGUGAGAGGCAUUUCAGUCCAUGUAGGUUUCCAGGAUAAUGUGUUUACCAACCUUUUGUGCACUUUGUUUUUGGCUAAUUUAAUGAUAAAAGUAUCAUUUUUCAUUGACUAUCA